ACUGAGCGCGCGGCGGCCGCGAGGAUGGCCGGGGAGGCUGGUGCGGCGCGCUCCCGGCGGCCGGGGCUCCCCUCAGAGCGGCCGCUGCUCCCUCUUCUCCCCGGGGGGCCGCCCGCCCGCCGCCUCCUCCUCCUCCUCCGUUGAGGAGACAGGGAGGGAGGGACCCCGCGAACUCUCUGCACCCCUCACUACAGCCGGCAUCAUGACGGUCCCCAAGGAGAUGCCCGAGAAGUGGUCCCGGGCAGGGGUGCCCCCCGCCUGGAGCCGAAAGAAGCCCUCCUGGGGGACAGAGGAAGAAAGGCGGGCACGGGCCAAUGAUCGAGAAUACAAUGAGAAGUUCCAGUAUGCGAGUAACUGCAUCAAGACCUCCAAGUACAACAUUGUCACCUUCCUGCCUGUCAACCUCUUUGAACAGUUCCAGGAAGUUGCCAAUACCUACUUCUUGUUCCUCCUCAUUCUGCAGUUGAUCCCACAGAUCUCUUCCUUGUCCUGGUUCACCACCAUUGUGCCUUUGGUUCUUGUCCUUACCAUCACAGCUGUAAAAGAUGCCACUGAUGAUUAUUUCCGACACAAGAGUGAUAACCAGGUGAAUAACCGGCAGUCUCAGGUGCUGAUCAGUGGGAUCCUCCAGCAAGAACAGUGGAUGAAUGUCCGUGUUGGUGAUAUUAUAAAGCUAGAAAAUAACCAGUUUGUGGCGGCGGAUCUUCUUCUCCUCUCUAGCAGUGAACCCCAUGGAUUAUGCUACAUAGAGACAGCAGAAUUGGAUGGGGAGACCAACAUGAAAGUACGACAGGCGAUUCCUGUGACCUCAGAACUGGGGGACAUCAAUAAGCUAGCCAAAUUUGAUGGUGAAGUUAUCUGUGAACCCCCCAACAACAAGCUGGAUAAAUUCAGUGGCACCCUUUACUGGAAGGAGAACAAGUUCUCACUGAGCAACCAGAAUAUGCUACUUCGGGGUUGUGUGCUCCGCAACACUGAGUGGUGCUUUGGGCUGGUCAUCUUUGCAGGUCCUGACACGAAGUUGAUGCAAAACAGCGGUAGGACAAAGUUCAAGAGGACGAGCAUUGAUCGUCUGAUGAAUACGCUGGUGCUCUGGAUCUUUGGCUUCUUGGUCUGCAUGGGAGUGAUUCUGGCUAUUGGUAAUGCCAUCUGGGAGUAUGAGGUCGGAGCACGCUUCCAGGUCUACCUGCCAUGGGAUGAGGCAGUGGACAGUGCCUUUUUCUCCGGCUUUCUCUCCUUCUGGUCCUACAUAAUCAUCCUCAACACUGUGGUGCCCAUUUCACUCUAUGUCAGUGUGGAAGUGAUCCGUCUCGGCCAUAGCUACUUCAUCAACUGGGACAAGAAGAUGUACUGUGUGAAGAAGCGGACACCUGCAGAGGCGCGCACCACAACACUUAAUGAGGAACUGGGUCAAGUGGAGUAUAUCUUCUCUGACAAGACAGGCACCCUCACCCAGAAUAUCAUGAUCUUCAAUAAGUGUUCCAUCUAUGGGCGAAGCUAUGGUGAUGUCUUCGAUGUCCUGGGACACAAGGCUGAAUUGGGAGAGAGGCCUGAGCCCAUUGACUUCUCUUUCAACCCCCUGGCUGACAAGAAAUUCUUAUUCUGGGACCCAAGCCUGCUGGAAGCAGUGAAGGUGGGGGACCCCCACACUCAUGAGUUCUUUCGACUCCUUUCACUGUGUCACACAGUCAUGUCUGAGGAAAAGAACGAAGGGGAGCUGUACUACAAAGCUCAAUCCCCCGAUGAGGGGGCAUUGGUCACUGCAGCCAGGAACUUUGGCUUUGUUUUCCGUUCACGCACUCCGAAGACCAUCACCGUUCAUGAGAUGGGCAAAGCCAUUACCUACCAGCUCCUGGCCAUCCUGGACUUCAACAAUAUUCGCAAACGCAUGUCAGUCAUAGUAAGGAAUCCAGAGGGCAAGAUCCGACUAUAUUGCAAAGGAGCUGACACUAUCCUACUGGAGAGACUCCACCCAUCCAAUCAAGAACUACUCAAUACCACCACUGAUCAUCUGAAUGAAUAUGCAGGGGAUGGGCUACGGACUUUGGUCCUGGCCUACAAGGAUCUGGAAGAAGAUUACUAUGAGGAGUGGGCAGAAAGACGACUCAGAGCCAGCUUGGCCCAGGACAGCAGAGAGGACAGACUGGCUAGUGUUUAUGAGGAAGUUGAAAAUGACAUGAUGCUACUGGGUGCAACAGCCAUUGAGGACAAGUUACAACAAGGGGUCCCAGAGACGAUUGCUCUUCUGACUCUGGCAAAUAUUAAGAUUUGGGUACUAACUGGAGAUAAGCAAGAGACUGCAGUAAAUAUUGGCUACUCCUGCAAGAUGCUGACAGAUGACAUGACAGAAGUGUUUAUUGUCACUGGACACACUGUUCUGGAGGUGCGGGAGGAACUCAGGAAAGCCCGGGAGAAGAUGAUGGAGUCGUCGCGCACAGUGGGCAAUGGCUUCUCUUACCAGGAGAAGCUUUCCUCUUCCAAGCUCACCUCUGUCCUGGAGGCUAUCGCUGGAGAGUACGCCCUGGUCAUCAAUGGCCAUAGCCUGGCCCAUGCCCUGGAAGCAGAUAUGGAGCUGGAGUUCCUGGAGACAGCCUGUGCCUGCAAAGCAGUCAUUUGCUGCCGGGUGACCCCUUUGCAGAAGGCCCAAGUGGUGGAACUGGUGAAGAAGUACAAGAAGGCUGUGACUCUCGCCAUUGGGGAUGGUGCCAAUGACGUCAGCAUGAUCAAGACUGCCCACAUCGGAGUGGGGAUCAGUGGACAGGAAGGGAUACAGGCAGUGCUGGCCUCAGAUUACUCCUUCUCUCAGUUCAAGUUCCUGCAGCGCCUUCUGCUGGUGCAUGGGCGUUGGUCCUACCUGCGCAUGUGCAAAUUCCUUUGUUAUUUCUUCUAUAAGAAUUUUGCUUUCACCAUGGUCCACUUCUGGUUUGGCUUCUUCUGCGGCUUUUCAGCCCAGACCGUCUAUGAUCAAUAUUUCAUCACGCUCUAUAACAUUGUAUACACCUCGCUCCCAGUUCUGGCCAUGGGGGUCUUUGAUCAGGAUGUACCUGAACAGCGGAGCAUGGAGUACCCCAAACUUUAUGAACCAGGCCAGCUCAACCUUCUUUUUAACAAGCGGGAGUUUUUCAUCUGCAUAGCCCAAGGCAUCUACACUUCAGUACUCAUGUUCUUCAUCCCUUAUGGUGUGUUUGCUGAGGCCACUAGGGAUGAUGGCACCCAGUUGGCAGACUACCAGUCCUUUGCAGUCACUGUGGCCACCUCACUGGUCAUUGUAGUCAGUGUGCAGAUUGGGCUUGAUACAGGUUACUGGACAGCCAUCAACCACUUCUUCAUCUGGGGAAGCUUGGCUGUUUACUUUGCCAUCCUCUUUGCCAUGCACAGCAAGGGGCUUUUUGAGAUGUUCCCCAACCAGUUCCGAUUUGUGGGGAAUGCCCAGAACACUUUGGCCCAGCCCACAGUCUGGUUCACCAUUGUGCUCACUACAGUGGUCUGCAUCAUGCCUGUGGUGGCCUUCCGUUUCCUGAAGUUGGACCUGAAGCCUGAGCUUUCAGACACGGUCCGCUACACACAGCUGGUGAGGAAAAAACAGAAGGCCCAGCACCGAUGCAUGAGGCGAGUGGGCCGCACAGGCUCUCGGCGCUCUGGCUAUGCCUUCUCCCACCAAGAGGGCUUUGGGGAGCUCAUCAUGUCUGGAAAAAAUAUGCGGCUCAGUUCUCUUGCCCUCUCUAGCUUCACCACGCGCUCCAGCUCCAGCUGGAUUGAGACUCUGCGCAGGAAGAAGAGUGACAGUGCCAGCAGCCCUAGUGGCGGGGCUGAUAAACCCCUCAAAGGGUGAUGGCCACAACCUGGGAUACCCCUGUGGUGGUGACCAGGGAUGUGCUGAGACUCUUACUUUGCUUGGGUGCUGGACUUAGCACCUAGCUACCAGCCUGGCACUAAGGAAGCUGUUUCUGCUUUCCCUUUUGCUGGGUGGUGUUCCCCUUUGGUCUUUCCACCACCAUUCUUUCCCUUCCUUUUUGCUGAUCCCACCAAGAAUGGCUGAGAAUAUCCUCAGCUGAGGGGGCUCAAAAGUAUGCCCGUGGAGAGGAUGGAGGUACCGAGAGCAGAGCUGGGGUCAAAGAGGACCAGUUUCAUGAGGGGAACACAGACAUGGAACCAAAAAGAAAAAAAAGAGAAGGCCCGAUUGCAGAAAGAGAGCUGUCCCCACUCUGCCUGGGAGUCCACAGCUUGGGUGGAUGAAAGGGGAAAGUGGGACUCACUCAGUCUCCUUAUUUUUUUACUCCUAAUCCUUAGAGGGGACCGCAAGAUCCCCUGUUCCUAAAUUACACAAGAAUGUAUUAUGCUGGGAAGCCUGGAAGCUUUGGGGGCCUGGGGCCCCUCACACCCUGUCACGUGUCAUCUGUAGGCUCAUGUUUGUGUUUGGUUUGGUUUCUUUUCUUACUUGGUAAGUGGAGGAGGCCUUUAAUAGUGAUUUCUAUGUUCUGGUUGGUAUCCUGACUUCUGGGGAAGAAAGUUGGUGCACACUGUGCUCCUCUCAGAGUCUAGGCCCCAUGUGGGUGUGGAGGCAUACGCAGAAGAGCUGUUAUCUGAGGGCAUUUGUUUUGGCCCAUAUAGCAGUUCAGGAGUAGCUUUGGCAGUUCUGGGGAUAGCUUACCUAAGGGGCAGCCUGGAGGGGAUGCGUUGAUCCUUUCCCUCAAUUUGGGGGUUCAAGUGCAGCACCCUCCUGUUUUAGCACCAGGCCCUUGGGGUCCUUGCCUGCACCCCUGGGCACAAGGACCAUAUGAGUGCUGGCUGGGGCCUGUUACUAAGUUGCAGCCAAGAAGAACUUUGGCUCAGAAGAAAAAAGUGGGGGCUUUUCUUUAUUUUUAGAUCCAAAAUAUUUUGUAGUUAAACUCCUUCCCUCAGCACCUUAAAUGUGGCUCUGUCCCAAUCUCUGUGUGGAGGGCCUUGGUUACAGCAGAAAGGGGAACUUGACCCUGCUGCUCCUCAUUCCUUCCCCUUUUUUCCCCUGAACGUGAAUUUAGGCGAUUUCCCCAAUCCCCCAACAGCCCUGAGAUGAGAGCAUGGCUGGGCCAUGCCCUGGUUCUAAUUCAUGCCCUGGCCCCUCCCAGCAGCCUCUGAAGGAACUGCUCUGUUGGGUCUAAGCAGUAGGUUGUUUCUUGUCCCCAUCCCUCAAGUUAGAGGUUUUUUUGUUUUGUUUAGCAGGGCAGUGACGGUUAAGUGACUUGCCCAGGGUCACACAGCUGCUAAGUGUCAAGUGUCUGAGGCUGGAUUUGAACUCAGGUCCUCCUGAAUCCAGGGCCGGUGCUCUAUCCACUGCACCACCUAGCCGCCCCAUUAUAGGUUUUAUAAGAGGCGCAAUGCCUAGCGCUCCAGGAGAGAACUCAGUGGACCUGGGCCAGCCCUGGAGUUGGCAUGUACAGAACCCAUGUUUGAAAGGACAGUUUGUGCUGUGCCUUCAUCACCCACAGUGGCAGUUUUCCUCCGUUACCAAAUGGACCUUGGGGAAUCCCCUGCUCUUUGAGGGAAGGUGUGAGUUUUAGUGGUUUGGUUUGGAAGCCCGUGAGUGAGGAGGAGCUUUGCUGAGGCAAAGGGAUGUGGGGCCUAGAGUGGACGGAGUCUGGAGAAGAAUGGCCCUGUCAGCCUUGCAGUCUACAACCUUUACAUCGUGUCUGUCUUUGUGUCUCUCUCAAGGCGAGAGUCUGAUUUUUAUACCAAAGAGGAAAUGAUUUUUUUAUGUUUAGUUUGUCUAAUAUAUAUAUAUAUACACACAUAUGUGUGUGUGUGUGUGUAUAUAUAUAUAAAUAAAAUGUGUGUGUCUUUGUGUGUGUGUACACACACACACAGAGUUAUAUAUUAUUUUUGGUUCUCUCUCUUGUUUUUUAGGGAGGGGGGAAGUGCUAAGUUGCAUUGAGCUGUAAUUAAGGAACAUUCCAUAUAAUUUAUGACACAUUUCUAUACUUGCAAAAUUGUAUCAUUUUAUGGGUAUAAAGAGAAAGCCUUUUAUAAAAUUACUGUUUCUGAGAA
Messenger RNA from Dromiciops gliroides (monito del monte), 6024 nucleotides. RefSeq names its product ATPase phospholipid transporting 8B2 (gene ATP8B2). NCBI's taxonomy places the organism in Eukaryota, Metazoa, Chordata, Mammalia, Microbiotheria, Microbiotheriidae. The coding region runs from base 203 to 3832 and encodes 1209 amino acids. The transcript is spliced from 27 exons. Gene Ontology annotation, cellular component: plasma membrane. Gene Ontology annotation, molecular function: ATP binding; ATPase-coupled intramembrane lipid carrier activity; ATP hydrolysis activity. The record is from RefSeq and is a predicted model, not a curated record. Gene Ontology annotation, biological process: Golgi organization; phospholipid translocation.